Messenger RNA from Dendrobium catenatum, 1970 nucleotides. Its product is annotated as L-gulonolactone oxidase 3. Gene Ontology annotation, molecular function: D-arabinono-1,4-lactone oxidase activity; FAD binding. Gene Ontology annotation, cellular component: membrane. Bases 1 to 1746 code for a protein of 581 amino acids. The record is from RefSeq and is a predicted model, not a curated record. NCBI's taxonomy places the organism in Eukaryota, Viridiplantae, Streptophyta, Magnoliopsida, Asparagales, Orchidaceae. The transcript is spliced from 3 exons.
AUGCCAUACCGCCUCCUCCACCUCCUCUUCCUUUUCCACCGUCUCAUCUCCCCAACCCUUUCCCUUCCCCCAGCGCCACCCGUCCAUUGCAACUCCACCGCCAACCACUGCACAAUCUCCAACGCCUACGGCGCCUGGAACGACCGCAGCCCCUGCCCCGUCCCCUCCGUCGUCUACCCUUCCACAGAAGAAGAACUACUCUCCGCCGUCGCCUCCGCCCAACGCCUCAACCUCAAAGUCAAGGUCGUUAGCGGCUACUCCCACACAAUUCCCAAAUUAGUCUGCCCGCCGCCCACCGGCUCUCUGCUCAUCAGCACUGCUAAGUAUAGCUCCCGAGUGGCGGUAGACUCGGUGCGGAACACGGUGACGGUUGAUGCUGGGGUGGGGUUGCGGGAUGUCGUCGACGCGGCGGAGGCGGCGGGGCUUAGCCUUCCGGCGGCGCCGUACUGGGAGGGAGUGAGCAUUGCGGGUUUGAUUAGCACGGGAUCGCAUGGGAGCUCGUGGUGGGGGAAAGGUGGAGCUGUUCAUGAGUAUGUUGUGGCGAUGCGCUUAGUUGUGCCGGCGGCGGCGGAUGAGGGUUUCGCCAAGGUAGUGGAGAUUGAUGGGAGUGAGCCGGAACUCUUUAAUGGGGCUAGGGUUUCGAUGGGGCUCCUCGGAGCGAUUUCCAAGGUUACUCUGUCGCUGGAGCCUGCCUUCAAGAGAAAUGUGACAUACGAGUACAGAUCGGAUGAUAAGUUUCAGGAUGAGUUUACAGAGAUGACGAAGCAACACGAGUUCUUUGACAUCGACUGGUAUCCAUCGCAGCGGCUAGCUGUUUACAGGCUCGACGGCAGAGCUCCGGCGAACGCCUCCGGGGAUGGCGUCAAUGACUUCAUUGGUUUUCAGGCUAACCCCACAUUAACGUCCAUGGCUGUGAGGUUUGCAGAGAAAGCCCUGGAGGAAUCAAAGAACGUGAAGGGCAAAUGCGGCAUGGCCGCCACCGUUCUGGCAGCAAAGAAACUAGCCGCCAACGGUCUCAAAAACGACGACUUCAUCUUCUCUGGCUACCCCGUCAUUGGCCGUCAGAGCAAAAUCCAAACUUCCGGUUCCUGCCUCCAUUCCUCACCAUCAAACCCACUCGCCAUGUGCUCAUGGGAUCCCAGAAUCAAAGGCCUCUUCUUCUACGAAACAACCGCCAUUUUCACCGCUUCCAACUUCAAAAACUUCGUCCUCGACGUCAAGAAGCUAAGAGACCUCAACCCCCAAAACUUCUGCGGCGUUGAUGUCUACAACGGCUUCCUUAUCAGAUUCAUCAAAGCUUCAUCUGCGUAUCUGGGCCAAGCUGAGGACUCCGUCGUCGUCGACUUCAACUAUUACAGAGCUGAUGAGCCUUCGACUCCAAGGCUGAAUCAGGAUGUCUGGGAGGAAGUGGAGCAGAUGGCUUUCUUCAAGCAUGGCGCGAGGCCGCAUUGGGGGAAGAACAGGAAAGUUGCUUUCUUUGGUGUGCAGGAGAAGUAUCAUGAUCAAAUGAGCAAGUUUAAUGCGUUGAAGAAGAAGUUGGAUCCCAUGGGAAUGUUUAGUAGUGAGUGGUCGGAUGAGAUACUUUUGGGGAGGAAGGCUGGGAAGAAAGAUGGUUGUGCUUUAGAAGGAGAGUGUAUUUGUUCGGAAGAUAGGCAUUGCAGUCCGAGUAAUGGAUAUUUCUGCAAGUCUGGGCUUGUUUAUCGAGAGGCGAAGGUGUGCAGGUUUUUGAGUUCAUCUGCGUCCUGAUUUUGUUUUAAGUGUUUGUGACUUUAUGAGAUGGAUUAUGAGAUUGCAUUCCAUUAAUGGCUUCUUGGUCUUUAACAUUCUUUGGUAAAGAAUUGAUUGUUUUAUGCCAAGUUUUUUAUGUCUAAAUUUGGUUUUGAUUAUGUUAUCAGACAUGUUAGUAGUGGCAAUUAUAUCACCUCAUCUUAGUUUUUGUGUUUUUGACAUUUUUGAUAAUUUUAAUUGGG